CUAGUUAUAUUGGUGGUUCCUGUAGCUCUUAGCAUGAUAGCUGUGUUGGAAUUUUGCUUAUCAGGAACUAUUUGUUGGGAAGUAAGCCCCUCUUUGAAAGGCCUGUAUACCUGAUAAGAGGAUAAUGCAGAUUUUACUGGAAUACUAAUAGUUUGAUAGAGCCACUGAAUCCGAGUACAAUAGAGACUUUCGUAAUCUGGGUUUUAUAUUGAACUUCACUAGGAUUUCCAAUAAAGUUCCCUUCGCUGUCAAAGGUUCUGUGACUAUCUCUUGGUGCAUUUUCAGGCCCUGAUGGCUUGAAGAUUCAGUUAUGGGGUUGGAAAGAAAUGAGUGGAGAUGUGUUUUUGAAUUUGUUAGUUUCAAUAGAUGAUUGGAAGUUUGGGGUUCUGCUAUCAACAAUACCUACAUGAUAGGUAAGUUCAGCUUCCUGGUUGCUGCUUCAAUUGCAGCCUAUGCAGUUAAGCAGCUUAAUAUAAAAACUGAAAGGUCGCCAACCAGUCAUGUAGGGCCUUCAGAAAAUGGCCAAGGAAGCAUUGAUCAACGUCGAGGCAAGGGAAGAGAUGAAGAGCAGUUUAUAUAUUCUGAUGAUAUCCUCAAAGAGAAGGAUGGGGAGGAAGAAGAAGAGGAAGAGGAGGUCAAACUGAUAAGUAGUGUAUUUGAUCGGGCUCAUGGUACUGCAGCUGGCACGGAAGAUGAUGAUAUUUACCCUGAAUUUGAAGAUCUUCUUUCUGGGGAGAUUGAUUACCCAUUACCUGGAGACAGAGUUGACAAGGCCGAGAAAGAUAAGGUAUAUGAAAAUGAGAUGGCAAACAAUGCAAGUGAGCUGGAACGUUUGCGCAACCUAGUAAGGGAACUAGAGGAAAGAGAGGUGAAACUUGAAGGGGAGUUGCUCGAGUACUAUGGUUUGAAGGAGCAAGAAUCGGAUGUUGCAGAAAUACACAGACAGCUUAAGAUCAAGACAGUUGAGAUUGACAUGUUGAACAUCACUAUUAACUCCUUGCAGGCUGAGAGGAAGAAACUUCAAGAGGAGGUUGCACAGGGCGCAUCUGCCAAGAAAGAAUUGGAGGCAGCACGGACCAAGAUAAAGGAACUGCAGAGGCAGAUUCAGCUUGAUGCUAACCAGACAAAGGGCCAAUUAUUGCUCCUCAAACAACAAGUAUCAGGUCUUCAGGCAAAAGAGGAAGAAGCCAUCAAGAAGGACGCAGAGCUUGAGAGGAAGCUGAAGGCUGUGAAAGACUUAGAGGUUGAAGUUGUGGAACUUAGGAGGAAGAACAAAGAGCUUCAGCAUGAAAAGAGAGAGUUGACUGUUAAGCUGGACGCUGCUCAAGCUAAAAUAGUAUCCCUUUCUAAUAUGACAGAGAGUGAAAUGGUUGCCAAGGCAAGAGAUGACGUCAAUAAUCUAAGGCAUGCAAAUGAAGAUUUAUUAAAGCAAGUGGAAGGACUUCAAAUGAACAGAUUUAGUGAAGUUGAGGAACUAGUGUACCUUCGUUGGGUCAAUGCAUGCUUGAGGUAUGAGCUCCGGAACUACCAAGCACCUCCAGGAAGAGUUUCAGCACGUGAUCUCAGCAAAAAUCUGAGCCCCAAGUCCCAAGAGAAGGCUAAACACCUAAUGUUAGAGUAUGCAGGAUCCGAACGGGGACAAGGAGACACAGAUCUCGAUAGCAACUUUUCUCAUCCAUCUUCUCCUGGAAGUGAGGACUUUGACAAUACUUCCAUUGACAGCUCUACUAGCAGAUACAGUAGUCUCAGUAAGAAACCUAGUUUGAUCCAAAAGAUCAAGAAAUGGGGCAAAAGCAAAGAUGAUUCAAGUGCUCUUUCAUCCCCAUCCAGAUCCUUCUCUGCAGAUUCUCCAAGUAGGACAAGCAUGAGCCUUCGCUCAAGGGGUCCAUUGGAGGCCUUGAUGUUGAGGAAUGUUGGUGAUAGUGUAGCCAUCACUACAUUUGGGAAGAGUGAGCAAGAUGUCCCUGACUCUCCUGAAACUCCUUCAACUCUUCCGCAAAUUAGGACACGAGUUGCCUCUGGUGACUCACUAAAUUCGGUUGCUUCAUCGUUCCAAUUAAUGUCUAAGUCGGUUGAAGGAGUUCUUGAUGAAAAAUAUCCUGCCUAUAAGGACAGACAUAAAUUGGCCUUAGAAAGGGAGAAGCAGAUUAAGGAAAGGGCAGAGAAAGCAAGAGCAGCACGGUUUGGUGAAAAUUCAAGUUUUCAGUCUAUAGCAAAGGGGGGAAGAGAGAAAGCAGUAAGUUUGCCUUCACAACUUGCUCAAAUAAAAGAGAAACCGGUUGAUUCUGGUGAUUCAAAUGAUCAAUCUAAUGAAGGUAAGGCUGUGGAUUCUCAAACAAUAAGCAAGAUGAAACUUACUCAAAUCGAAAAGAGGCCUACUAGGGUGCCUCGUCCACCUCCUAAACCAUCUGGAGGCGCUCCAGCUGAUACAAAUAGCACUCCUUCAAGUGGGUUGCCACCUCCACCACCUCCUCCACCAGGUAUCCCUGCACCCCCACCACCACCUGGUGGACCACCUCGUCCACCUCCUCCGCCAGGGAGCUUGCCAAGAGGAGCAGGAAGUGGUGAUAAAGUUCACCGAGCUCCUGAACUGGUUGAAUUUUAUCAGAGCCUGAUGAAACGUGAGGCAAAGAAGGAUACAUCAUCUUUGAUUUCUUCAACAUCUAAUGCAUCUGAAGCUAGGAGCAACAUGAUUGGGGAGAUUGAGAACAGAUCAUCAUUCCUCUUAGCUGUGAAAGCUGAUGUGGAAAGUCAAGGAGAGUUUGUCCAGUCAUUGGCUACAGAAGUUCGAGCAUCUUCUUUCACUAAUAUUGAAGAUCUGCUGGCCUUUGUAAAUUGGCUUGAUGAGGAGUUAUCCUUCCUGGUUGAUGAACGGGCAGUUCUCAAGCACUUUGAUUGGCCUGAAAGUAAAGCUGAUGCAUUGAGAGAGGCAGCUUUUGAAUACCAGGACCUGAUGAAAUUAGAGAAACAGGUCUCUUCUUUUGUUGAUGAUCCCAACCUCCCAUGUGAAGCUGCUUUGAAGAAGAUGUACAAAUUGCUGGAAAAAGUGGAAAAUAGUGUAUAUGCACUUCUACGCACAAGGGACAUGGCUAUUUCACGGUACAGGGAGUUUGGAAUUCCAAUUAACUGGUUGUUAGAUUCAGGAGUUGUUGGGAAGAUCAAGCUCUCAUCUGUGCAACUGGCAAAGAAGUACAUGAAACGUGUAGCAUCAGAACUUGAUGCAAUGAGUGGACCUGAGAAGGAACCAAAUAGAGAAUUUCUGCUUCUACAGGGCGUGCGUUUUGCUUUCCGAGUUCAUCAGUUUGCCGGAGGCUUUGAUGCAGAGAGUAUGAAGACUUUUGAAGAACUGAGGAGCCGUGUACAUGGACAAAUGGUAGAGGAGAAUAGGCCAGAAGGAUCAUAAUUUUUUCCCCUUGUGUUUUCUAUUGUAUAUUUCAUGAACGUUGUAUAGAUUUCCAUAUACUACAAUCAGUUCAGUUUCAACCUUAAAGAAAAGAAGUUACCCGAAACAUUAGGUACAA
Molecule: messenger RNA, 3521 nt
Organism: Ricinus communis (castor bean)
Lineage: Eukaryota; Viridiplantae; Streptophyta; Magnoliopsida; Malpighiales; Euphorbiaceae
Product: protein CHUP1, chloroplastic
Exons: 9
Coding region: 407-3403 (998 amino acids)
Biological process (GO): chloroplast organization
Cellular component (GO): chloroplast outer membrane
Source: RefSeq, a predicted model, not a curated record